Molecule: messenger RNA, 1716 nt
Organism: Maudiozyma barnettii
Lineage: Eukaryota; Fungi; Ascomycota; Saccharomycetes; Saccharomycetales; Saccharomycetaceae
Gene: PAP1
Product: polynucleotide adenylyltransferase PAP1
Exons: 1
Coding region: 1-1716 (571 amino acids)
Cellular component (GO): nucleus
Molecular function (GO): poly(A) RNA polymerase activity; RNA binding
Source: RefSeq, a predicted model, not a curated record
AUGAAUUACCAAAAGGUUUAUGGUAUCACAGGUCCUGUCUCCGUGGCAGGUCCAACAGCCCCCGAGAAUAAACUUAACGAUGCAUUGAUUCAGGAGUUGAAGAAGGAAGGGUCCUUUGAAUCGGAAGCCGAUACUGCCAAGAGAGUACAGAUUUUAAAGACGUUACAAGAAUUGGCUCAAAAAUUUGUCUAUCAAGUUUCUAAGAAUAAGAAUAUGUCUGACGGUAUGGCUAAGGAUGCAGGUGGUAAGAUCUUUACGUUUGGUUCUUACAAGCUUGGUGUACACGGUCCAGGCAGUGAUAUCGAUACAUUGGUUGUGGUUCCAAAACAUGUCUUGCGAGAAGAUUUCUUCACGGUAUUUGAUGCCUUGUUAAGAGAAAGACCCGAAUUAGAUGAAAUUGCACCUGUUCCAGAUGCAUUUGUCCCGGUUAUUAAGAUUAAAUUCAGUGGUAUCUCUAUUGAUUUAUUAUGUGCAAGACUUGACGUCGCUCAAGUACCUGUAACAAUGACCUUGAGUGAUAAGAACUUAUUAAGAAACCUAGAUGAAAAGGAUUUGAGAGCUCUGAAUGGUACGAGAGUCACUGAUGAAAUUUUGGAAUUAGUACCAAAGACUAGUGUAUUUAGAAUCGCUUUGAGAGCCGUCAAAAUAUGGGCCAAUAGACGUGGUAUUUAUGGUAAUGUUUUUGGGUUUCCCGGGGGUGUUGCUUGGGCUAUGUUAGUCGCUAGAAUCUGUCAAUUAUAUCCUAAUGCUUGUUCCGCAGUGAUACUAAACAGAUUCUUUAAAAUUUAUUCAGAAUGGAAAUGGCCACAACCUGUGGUAUUAAAGCCUAUCGAGGAUGGUCCUUUACAGGUCCGAGUUUGGAAUCCCAAGAUUUAUGCACAGGACAGAUCACAUAGAAUGCCAGUUAUCACACCAGCUUAUCCUUCUAUGUGUGCUACCCACAAUAUCUCGGAAUCUACUAAGAACGUUAUAUUAGGGGAAUUCGAUAGAGGUAUAAAAAUUACAAAUGAGAUCUUUUCAAAUAAGAAAAAUUGGAGUGAUUUGUUUAAUAAACAUGAUUUCUUUCACAAAUAUAAAUUCUAUUUAACUGUUGCGGUCACUACAAAAGGUGAUGAUGAACAGCAUUUGAAAUGGACAGGUCUAGUAGAAAGUAAAUUGAGAUUAUUAAUAUUGAAACUAGAGGCACUUCCAGGAAUUAAUAUUGCUCAUCCCUUCCCUGCAUUAUUUGGGACAACAUACAUUUACAAAGAUAAUAAAGAUGUUGAAAAUAUAUUGCAGAAUUAUGGGUCUCAUAAGACAGAAAAUAGAUUACAAAAUCUUGUCAAGAUAACGGACGACAAUAAGGACGACGAAUCUGUAAAGGAUAAGCCUACAAUGUAUCUAACAACGAUGUACAUUGGUUUAGAUGUUAACGUUGAGAACAAAAAGGAAAAAGUUGACAUACAUGUACCAUGUGCUGAAUACUUUAACCUUUGUCGUAAUUUCAAUGAAGAAUUUCAAGAUAAUGAUGUUUUCUCCCUAAUUAUUAGAUAUGUUAAACUCUAUGAUCUCCCUGAUGAGGUUUAUGAUGAAAAUGAAGCAAGGCCAAUAAAGAAGAAGAGAAGCAAGAGGGCAAAGGGUGCGGAGGAUGAUAAUGGUACAAAAAGACCAAAAUCUGAUGCAGGAUCUAUAGAAUCGUCGUCGACAACUGCUAUUGGUCAAACUGCAGCAGCCUAA